UGCGCUUCGGCAAAGGCACCUCUUUCAUGUGAAAUAUAUUUAUUUCAUCCCUAUGAUUUCGCAAAUCUGACAUCUCUAACAUGGGGAAAGACAAUCUAAGGGUGAUUAGAUUCAUCUGGUCGAUCAUCCUUCUUCGUGUAGCCCUCUGCCCGUCUCGCUUCUCGUCGAGAACGAGCGAUGUGCGCCAUGGCGGCAUCGACUGCAGCAGUGUCAGACUCGGAUCUCGGAAAGUCGGCGAUGGCGUCUCCAGACUGCCUUUCUCUUACCCGUUGCCUGGACCCUGGCCCGUCUCGCCAGGUAGCAGGCUUCGUUGGCAGGGUCCUCGUCGUCGUCGUCGUCGUCGUCGUCGGUCUCGAGGCCCUCGCAGGCGCAGAAUUCCAGGUAUGUCGGCAGCGGAGCGAGUUCGGGCGUCUGUAGCCUCGGGAUCCGCGGCGCGGCGGGGGCGGCGGGGGGUGGUGGUGGGACGUGGAGUGGGAACGUCGACCGGG
Messenger RNA from Sodiomyces alkalinus F11, 488 nucleotides. RefSeq lists its product as hypothetical. The transcript has a single exon. NCBI's taxonomy places the organism in Eukaryota, Fungi, Ascomycota, Sordariomycetes, Glomerellales, Plectosphaerellaceae. The record is from RefSeq and is a predicted model, not a curated record. Bases 238 to 417 code for a protein of 59 amino acids.